ACUGGUCACAAUCGUCAAUCUGCUUAAAAAGUAAAAAAAGUCAAAAAAUAUUUGGAAACUCGGGUUGUGACCUCGGAAUUUCGAUAAAGCGACAUCAAAAACGAAUAUAAUUACGACUGUGCUACAUUAUAUAAACAAUACCUUAGACGGAGAAAGUAAUUUUGUUAUUAUUGCCUAAUAUUUUGAAAAAUAUUACAUAAUGCCGCUCCUGAGGUUGACGACUGGCACCUUCGGGCAGCUGCGCACCUUCGCUACGUCAUCGGCUCUGGGCAAGAGAGUGAAGACGUUCGCCGUGUACCGCUGGAACCCCGACGAGCCGGACAAGAAGCCCUACACACAAAACUUCGAGGUGGAUUUGGACGACUGCGCGCCCAUGGUGCUCGACGCCCUUCUGAAGAUCAAGAACGAGAUGGACCCGACUCUCACGUUCAGGAGGUCGUGCCGGGAGGGCGUCUGCGGCUCCUGCGCCAUGAACAUCGACGGCAUCAACACCCUCGCCUGCAUCAGCCACAUCGACCAGAACCUCUCCAAGCCGACCAAGAUCUACCCCUUGCCCCACAUGUACGUGGUCAAGGAUCUGGUGCCUGACCUGACCAACUUCUACAAGCAGUACCAGUCCAUCGAGCCCUGGCUGCAGCGCGAAAAGGAGCCCGCUAAGGGCAGCGAGAAGCCUCUUCUCCAGGAUGUGGAGGACCGAGCGAAGCUGGACGGUCUGUACGAGUGUGUGCUGUGCGCCUGCUGCUCCACCAGCUGCCCGUCGUACUGGUGGAACGGAGAUAAGUACCUCGGCCCGGCUGUACUCAUGCAGGCUUACAGGUGGAUCAUCGACUCCCGUGAUGAUGCUACUCAGAAGCGUCUCUCGAAGCUGAAGGACACCUACUCGGUGUACAGAUGUCACACCAUCAUGAACUGCACCCGAACUUGCCCGAAGGGUCUGAAUCCCGGCCGUGCCAUUGCUCAGAUCAAAACCCUGCUGUCCGGUAUCGUAAAGAAACAGGCGCCAAUCAUGGACCCCGCCGGUCUGGAGAAGCAGACCGCACAAAACUAAACUGACUUCAGAAAACUAAUGAUCUUUAUACAAACAAUGUGAUGUACAAUUAUUGUUACGAUUAGUUUAUUGUUUAUCUAAACAAUUUUACUGGAAAAUACCAUCAGAACAUUAUGAAUACCUCAUUAAAGCAUUAGCCUGUACCAUAGUAUCAACUAUCAUACAUGUAAUGAGAUUAAUAUACAAUUUACUUUUACAGGUCCUACAAUUUACUUUAUGGGCCUCAACAUCAUUCAAUAGUUUACUAAAAAUUAAAGUAACGAAAUAUUCAGGUCUCUUAUCAAACUGCAUUUUGUAGAAAAUGAUAUAACAAAAAGAUGACCCGAG
Aricia agestis (brown argus) is the source of this 1375-nucleotide messenger RNA. RefSeq names its product succinate dehydrogenase [ubiquinone] iron-sulfur subunit, mitochondrial-like. The record is from RefSeq and is a predicted model, not a curated record. Gene Ontology annotation, cellular component: mitochondrial membrane. Gene Ontology annotation, biological process: respiratory electron transport chain; aerobic respiration; tricarboxylic acid cycle. The transcript has a single exon. Lineage: Eukaryota; Metazoa; Arthropoda; Insecta; Lepidoptera; Lycaenidae. Gene Ontology annotation, molecular function: electron transfer activity; 2 iron, 2 sulfur cluster binding. Bases 200 to 1048 code for a protein of 282 amino acids.